Messenger RNA from Capsicum annuum, 1939 nucleotides. Its product is annotated as berberine bridge enzyme-like 22. Lineage: Eukaryota; Viridiplantae; Streptophyta; Magnoliopsida; Solanales; Solanaceae. The record is from RefSeq and is a predicted model, not a curated record. Gene Ontology annotation, molecular function: oxidoreductase activity; FAD binding. The coding region runs from base 165 to 1775 and encodes 536 amino acids. The transcript has a single exon.
AAUAAUUUCUACUUAAUAGAUUCCCCUCUCAUCAUAGAGUUUAGGUAUACCACUAGUCUCAACUCUCAACAUAACUAAGUUGUAUUUUCCUCCAAACCAAAACGAUAAAUAGAGGUUCACUUGUUUCCAUUUUUCCACAUCAACGUUAGCAAAAAGAAGUCAAUAUGACUACUUUCAAGAAGGUAACAAUGUUUCUCUUUCUCUCAAUUUGCCUUUCAUCAUCAUGGGCAAACAACACUCAUGAUGAUUUUCUUGAAUGCCUUCAUCACAAAUUUAGGAACUCAAACUCAGUAUCACAAGGCAUCUACACUCUUAAAAACUCAACAUAUUCCACCAUUUUCAACUCCUUUGCAGAUAAGUUACCGAUAACUUUCAACUUCAAACGAAUCAAACCAUCAAUUAUUUUCACUCCUAGUGAUGAAUCUCAAAUCCAGGCAGCUAUACAUUGCUCCAAGAAACAUGACCUACAAAUCAGAAUUCGAAGUGGUGGACAUGACUAUGGGGGCCUUUCGUACAUUUCGGAAACCCCUUUUGUCGUAAUUGAUCUUAGAAACCUAAGAUCAAUAUCCAUUGAUAUCAAAGACAAGACUGCUUGGAUUCAAGCUGGCGCGACCCUAGGGGAAGUAUACUAUAGGAUCGCGGAAAAAAGUAAAAAAUUGGCCUUUGCUGCUGGGGUUUGCCCAACUGUUGGUGUUGGUGGACACUUUAGUGGUGGAGGCUAUAGCAUGAUGUCUCGAAAAUUUGGUAUUGCUGCUGAUAACAUCAUUGAUGCUAAGCUAAUAGAUGCCAAUGGACGAAUCCAUGAUCGAAAAUCAAUGGGUGAGGAUCUCUUUUGGGCUAUUAGAGGAGGUGGAGGGACUAGCUUUGGUCUCAUUAUAUCAUGGAAGGUGAGAUUACUCGAUAUUCCAGAAAAGGUGACUGUGUUUAAUGUGGAACGAACAUUGGAACAAAAUGCAACUCAACUUGUUUACAAAUGGCAACAUAUCGCGGACAAAGUUGAUAACAAUCUUUCCAUCAGGCUCUUCCUGAGGAGUAGUCAAUCUCCAAUCAGGCUUGGGCAAAGGACUAUCCACGCCUUUUUCACUACAUUGUUCGUGGGAGGAGUGGAUGAACUACUCCACAAAAUGCAAAAGAGCUUCCCUGAACUAGGAUUAGUGAAAAAAGAUUGCAUUGAGAUGAGUUGGAUUGAAUCUGUAAUCUUCUUUGCCCGUCUCCCUAGUGGCACACCAAUUGAAGUGCUACUAAAUUGGAAUACCACAACUAAUCAAAAUGGAUUGAUCUUCAAAGGGAAAUCAGACUAUGUCCAACAUCCAAUUUCUAUAAAUGGUCUUGAAGGUUUAUGGAAGCUAUUAAACCAAGUAGGCGAAAACUCGGCUGAAAUACAGUUUAGUCCUCACGGAGGAAAGAUGAAUGACAUCUCAGUAUCUGAAACACCUUUCCCUCAUAGAGCUGGAAACAUAUACAUGAUCCAUUAUGGUGUGUUUUGGGGUAAAAUGGAAAGUUCUAAAAAACAUCUAUCUUGGAUUCGAAAACUUUAUGGAUACAUGGCUAGGUAUGUGUCGAAAUCUCCUAGAGCUGCUUAUUUCAACUAUAGAGAUCUUGAUUUGGGACUGAACAGCAAGGGAACUAACACAAGCUAUGCACAAGCAAGAAUUUGGGGAGUGAAAUACUUCAAGAACAACUUUGAUAGAUUGGUGAAAGUGAAGACUAAAUUUGAUCCAACAAAUUUCUUUAGGAAUGAACAAAGCAUUCCUCCUCUAUUAUUUGGAGUAUAGUGUUAAGUUUAAUUGCAAAACCAUCAGCACUUUCUAAUUAAAAUAAGGCUUUAAGACACCACUUUUAUGUGCACUAUUAAAAAUUAAAAGGAGGCAUGAAUAUAUUCCAAGAGAAGCUGUUGUAAGAUAUUCUCCCAUUUAUAAAUAUCUUUUUUAGGAAUAAA